Messenger RNA from Neurospora crassa OR74A, 1747 nucleotides. RefSeq lists its product as hypothetical. The record is from RefSeq and is a predicted model, not a curated record. Bases 124 to 1455 code for a protein of 443 amino acids. The transcript is spliced from 2 exons. Lineage: Eukaryota; Fungi; Ascomycota; Sordariomycetes; Sordariales; Sordariaceae.
UUACUUCUCCCACGAUCGUUAACUUCACAUUCGCUACCCCGAAGCCGGUCGUCGACGGCGUCCAUUCGUUCUUUUCUUUCAAUCGGAGGUCGACACGCCUAAGAGUCAAAUUCCAUCUUCACGAUGCGCUUCCACCUUCUUUCAGGCUUGAUCGCCUUUGCCGGUGGCCUGGUCCAGUCAGUCCAUGCCGCUGGUCUGUCUGUUGCUGCGGUUCAACCCUCUGCUGUUGCCACAGUCCUCCCCACCGAUGCCCGUCCCACCGACACCGGUCCUCUCCAGCCGACCAUUGUUACUUCCAACACCUUUCUCACCUCCACUGUCAGCGACACCGAGAGUGGCAGUACCCUCACCAUCCCCUGGCCUAUUUCCCCCAUUCCUUCCAGCUCCUUGUCGGUUGUCACCCUCUCACCCUCGGCCUCAGCCACCCUCGUUUCCUGCCCACGCGACAACAAUACCUUCUGGACUGACCAUGCCACGAAUAAUGUGUACCAACUUCAAUGCGGUAUUGAUCACUAUGAUCAGGCAGCCAACUGGAACUUCAACGCAGGCAUGAGGCACAGUUGGGAAGAGUGCGCAAAGUGGUGUGCAGAGUAUGCUCAGUGUUUGGGCUUCAGCUACAUUGCAGGCAUUGCGUUGAAGCCGAAUUGUUGGUUGAAAAACAGUCUGAGGGGACAGACGGUCAACGAGAACAGUUGGGCGGGCAUGCUGGUUACUGGCCCGGGUGGCAAUGCUGUUGCUGGACAUAGUGAUGGUGGGAAAAGUGUCGCCACGUAUACUGUUGCCGGUCUCGUGAAGGAGACAAGUACGGUCCUAGCUGUUGCCGUUGAUACAACUACCAUGUUUGUCGAGGGAACUGCAGUCACAACUGCUGUCACUACAGUUGUCACGACGGAGUUGGUGAAGCCAAUUGCACCUGCUACUACACUCAGCGUUUCACAAGCAAGCUCGGCACUUCCGAAUCCCACCGCCAUCGCCGUGAGCUGCAAUAACGAGACUUGGUGGGCAGACGAGAAAGCUUCCUGGCGGGCCAUUGACUACUUCUGCAAGGGUGGACACGACGGGACCUUCGGCAGCUAUGCUGUUGACAAGAUUUUGCACGGGGAGAACUCCAUUGCUGCUGCCUACUGGCCCUACAACGGCACUACAGUCAUCACCAGUGUCGUUGCCAAGGCAGGUUGCACCGUGAGACUUGACAAAAAUCUGUGCCUGCAGAGGUUCAGGGCGCCCAUGUAUGGCUGUGACGCGGAUGAGAAGCACCAGAAACGCGGUGGAUCGGUUUCUGAUGGCUGCUCUGACUGGACUAUCCAUAUGCAGUCGUGGCCGAGUGUUGGAAUCUGCCAGGAUCAAUAUGAUCAGGAUAUGGGAGGUGCGGGUCUGUGCGCGACUUGGAGCACUGGUUACUCGGAAACUGCCGUUGGUGAUGGUUUGAAGACUGAUUGGUAUCCUCGUGGCUAGAAAAGCAAGGGCUGCUGAUGACAAAUGAGUGCUUCGUGGCGGCAUCAUUACUUAUCGACCAUGAUCUGCUCUUUGAUUGCACAGUUGACUCACAUCCUAGCGAUGUGACUCUUCACGGCGCAGAGCAAAUCCAAUAUUAGGUAGGUCGCGAUACGUGAAGAUUGGGACUCAUAACAGGAGUCGCCCUAAUGUGGUGGAAAAUGUUUGGCGAUGUGGCUUUUGGUCAUCGUAUACCUACCUACCUCUACACUUUACAGACAUCGAAGUGAGCAAUGGAAGAGUCACAUAUCUG